Stegastes partitus (bicolor damselfish) is the source of this 539-nucleotide messenger RNA. Its product is annotated as NADH dehydrogenase [ubiquinone] 1 beta subcomplex subunit 2, mitochondrial-like. The record is from RefSeq and is a predicted model, not a curated record. Gene Ontology annotation, cellular component: mitochondrial inner membrane; respiratory chain complex I. The transcript is spliced from 4 exons. NCBI's taxonomy places the organism in Eukaryota, Metazoa, Chordata, Actinopteri, Pomacentridae. The coding region runs from base 139 to 438 and encodes 99 amino acids. Gene Ontology annotation, biological process: mitochondrial respiratory chain complex I assembly.
GGUCCAAUCACAGCGGACCUUGUUGGUAGGUCGUUUAUUGACAAGGGGAGAAGGUGACUUCUCGCCAACCUUAGAAGUGUCUCGUACAAAGCUCAACGUAUGACCCACCAAAAGUGGGGCUUUGCUAAAUAAGCGACCAUGUCUUCUUUCGGAAGUGUGUUGGGAGUCUUUCGGGCUGGAAGGCAGCUAAUUAGCCGCGGUGUCCGGGUAAUACGGAGCAGAAAUGACGUACCACACAUUGCGGCCCGGUACAGGCAAAUGCCGGAAAUUACCGAUAAUCAGGUGUUCCAGGCGGAGUUCAUCAUGGGUGCUAUGUGGUUUUGGAUCCUAUGGCACUUCUGGCAUGAUCCAAGUGCAGUGACGGGUCACUUCCCCUGGCCGGAUGCCUCUAAAUGGACAGAUGCGGAGCUUGGUAUCCCACCAGAUGAUGAAGAAUAAGAUAACCAUGAUGGACUCAAGCUGCAGUGUCUUUGUGAAAAUCCUGAGCAUUCUGAAAGUCAUUGUUGUACAUAGACCAAUAAAAAAAUCUUUAACUUAAA